AAUCCAUGCCCGUGAGCGCUGCAGGCGGUCGUAUCACGAAUGCACGAUGCGCGCCAUAUAAUUGGAGCAAACGUGUUCAAACAACGAGACCAAAGGGAACGAUUGAAAGCCUUGACCUCAAUUGAACCCACCCAGGAACCCCCUUGCCCACCAGCUGAGCCUCAGCUCGGAUCACGGAGGCAUUAUUUUUAUUCUUGCAUACAAGAAAGGAGCGAAAAUAGUAUCAUCAUAAUGAUGGAAGCUGGCGCUGGAUCUUGACAUCUUGAAAGAGCCGCAUCGGCCAAAGCGAACCGAAGCCCGGCCGCCAUCAGUCAUCUUGAACCUUCACCGUCAGCUUCAUCCAAUCUCGAACCCACCUCUUCAGCUCAUCGUUAUUACAGACUAUCCCUAUUGUUAUCAAUUUCUUUCUUGUUCUCGCCUCUCCAGAGUCUCCACUGCUGCUUUCCAUUGUUCGUUCCAUUGGUUUGUUUCCCCAUACCUCUCACUCUUUUGUCAUUGUUGUUUCAUUGUCGGGCCCGCACUUCUCCAGGCUAUCCCUAGUGGAGUGGAUGGGAUAAUAACCCCCGAGAUCGCAGCACAACCUCACCGACGCCGCGCUGUUCCGGACCCCCAGUGGCCAGUUGUAUCGCUGUUUGCCCCCAACCUCUCGCUAGUCAACUCAAUCGUCACUCGCUUCUCCACUCCCCAAAUCUUGCGACUACUUCUGCACGCUCCAGGCGACUUGUUUCCUGCUUGUUGAUUGCUUCUAUUAGUAUAUUGAGAGGAUUCAAGAUUUAUCCCUCUGUUAUCCCGUAUUCAGCACUGUCGAGAGUCUCGAUCGUGUUGUGAUUACACACCUGGGGGUCCUCAAGAGCGAAGCUUUGACGAUCAUCGGGUCUCCGUUGAUAUCAUCUCUUGUACGUGCAACUGGCUGAAUAAAACUGGGCCUGCGCUGUUGAUCUGCUGCUCCAUUGAAUGUGGAAUUCAUCUCCUGCCACAACAAAAACUUCCAAAGAGAAUAACUGCGAAUAUCAGGAGGACUUGGAUUCCUACAGCCUGACUGCGAAGCCCCUCUGGCUCAUUCUGGAUCGUGAAUGCUUCCGAAUCCUGGCAUGACCAUUUGACGAGAAUAUCCAUUCAGAGUUUUACAGAGCUGAACGACAGGGCUGUGAUAACAGAUACUCCUGCCUUCCCCUCGCUUAAGCGCCUCCCUUGCGUACAAAUUCCCCGACUUUGCGAACCGCCUCAUUGUGGCCCAGAUUCAUUCCGCAAGUUGCACGCAAUAUCCAGUUAUCCCACACACAUUUCCUCUUACAGCCGCGCUCCUUUUGGAAAUACUUCUUUCUGCUUGGAUAACAAGAGGUCAAUUGUCCAGGAGAUACCUUAAGAUAUCAUUCACAAUACUGCAGGAGGAGAGCGAACGACGCCGCCAAACAUGGCAACCGUAGUCGCCCCGGAACAGUCACAGCACACCCUACCUCCUCUCCUUCCAGCUCCAUCAAACAGAUCGCCCCCCCCUCCAGACUUCAAGCAACAAAAUCUUCCUCAGCUUCCGCGCCACCCUCCACCUCCUCCACCUAAUCAUGAUCUGAGUCAGAUCCUUAAUUCUGCUCCCAAGAGAAAACCUCUGAAGCCCCCCCCGCUCGAGGUUCUCGAUAAUGCUAUUGUCCACAAUUCUCCUGUCUCUCCUGUAGUCAUUGAUCCUCCGUCAACCCUGCCCCAAGCUUCCAGUGUCCCAAUAGAAGAUGAUGUGAGAACCUUCCCUUCUAACUCCUGGCGACCGGACGAGUUGAUGCUGGAUAGUCCUGGCACAACACAGCUCCCACCACGCCAGAGCUCACUUUCACCUACGACCAACUCCACCCUCUCUUAUCAAACUCUCCCGUAUCGCCACAAACUUUCGGAUAGCGUACCGGAAUCUUUACAAAGCAUCCCAGAGCGCAAGGAUUCGCUACAUCCUGACCAAUCUCAGCAAAUGACAUAUAAAAUCAAUCAUAGCGGAAGCCGUGGUGGCUCAUCUCGAGGUAGCCUUGAAAGCAUACCCCAAGAGAAUGAGUUAUAUCAACCAUUACAGUAUCACCAUAUGGCUUUCGAAGAGAAUGUAUAUGAUAGAAGUGUUAACCGUGGGUCAAAGAGCUCCAUAAAGUCUGCCUCUGGCUCUUCCUUGGGAGGUGAGCCAGGACCAGGGGUAUAUUCGCAAAACUAUUUGGCGCCAGCACGAGGCUCAACGCAUGGACUUACAAUUCCACGACCCAUUUCAGCAUACUCGUCUUCGUCGGAUCUUGCAGCGCGAGGCCGAUCUCCACAGCUCUCCCCUAAUAUUCAUGCCCGUGGUGUCUCUGCACAUUCCGCCGCGUCACCAGAUACCCGACCUCUCUCUUUCGUAGACCUCCUUAACGUACCAUACCCUCAGCCUGAGCCAGGCGCGGGAACCUUGGAACAUGCCCAUCUACGCCCGUUGGUUGGAAACAACGCAUCCCUCCUUAGCCACAAGCAAACUUUUGACAUGUAUUUGGCCAAUGUUAAGAAGACAAAUGAUCCUGCCGCUCAGUACGAAUUUGCUGUGUUCAUGAUCAAUUCCAGCCAAGCAACCGAGGACAGCCAAGCGCCUACUGACUCAACACAGCCGGAGAAAUCCAAAGAUAUAACUAAGGCUAGCCUAUUACGAGAAGCUAAAUCAAUCCUCCAACGCCUUGCUGACCGUAGUUAUCCCUAUGCCCAGUACUACCUGGCAGAUGGCAUUGCGUCCGGUCUUCUUAACAAGGGUAAACCCGACUAUGAUAAAGCGUUUCCGUAUUUUGUUGCUGCGAGUAAGCAUGGCCACGCAGAGGCUGGCUACCGUGCUGCCCUAUGUUUUGAAUUUGGCUGGGGAACCCGAAAAGAUGCAGCCAAAGCUGUCCAAUUCUAUCGCCAGGCAGCAUCAAAAAAUCAUCCGGGAGCGAUGUCAAGACUCGCCCGUGCAUGUUUAGAUGGUGAAAUGGGCCUCGUUAAACGGUACCGGGAAGGUAUUACUUGGAUGAAACGGGCAGCAGAAUCUGCAGAUCACCAAUACAACUCUGCGCCCUAUGAACUUGGCCUGCUCCAUGAAACCGGAUACGGGGAUGACGUUUUCCAAGACGAAACGUACGCCGCGCAACUAUUUACGAAGUCUGCGGAGCUAGACCACCCCGACGCCGCUUAUCGCCUAGGAGACGCUUAUGAACACGGCAAGCUUAACUGUCCUGUCGAUCCAGCGCUCAGUGUGCAUUUCUACACAUGCGCUGCGCAAUUGGGACACCCCAUGGCGAUGAUGGCAUUGUGUGCGUGGUACAUGGUUGGCGCUGAGCCUUUGCUUUCAAAGGAUGAAAAUGAAGCAUAUGAAUGGGCUAAGAGUGCGGCUGAACUAGGUCUCCCCAAAGCACAGUAUGCUGUUGGCUACUUCACUGAAAUGGGCAUCGGAUGCCGCCGCGACCCCCUCGAAGCCAAUGUUUGGUACGUCAAAGCAGCUGACAAGGGUGACGAGCGAGCGAAGCACCGCAUGGCAGCAAUCCGGGCAGCAGCAUCUGGUGCAGAUCCCAAGUCCGCGGCGUCCAAACGACGAAAUAAAGGAGAUCACCGAGCUGCCUCUCCAGAUGACAAAGGCAAAAACAAAAGAUUCAUGAUCUUUUGAUUUAUUUUGAAUUUGAAUUUUGAAAAGUUCGUUUCUUGAAAUCUAGUUUUCACGCCUCGCAUAUACGAUUUCUCAGAUUCAUCCACGGUGCCUUUCUUGCCUCUUGAAAAAUCAAUCAGGUCUGACGUUGGAUACCGCCGCAUAUAUUUGAUGUCGUAAUAUUUUGAUAUCUGCCCGCUCAUACAUAUACUUUUACACUAAUAUCUCUCGUCAAUUUAUCUUCCUGGCUGUGUCCCACUAUCUUGUUUUUAUCAUUCACUACGAUACCAUACUUUAUUUUACUGACCAUAUACUAAUUGAAAGCUAACUUCCCAUUUUCCCGCUGGUUGUUUUUUUCUUCGUUGAGAAAAACGCCUUUCCUAUGCCUCUUUCCCCUCAGGUCUAUGCUCUCCUAGAACUGUAUUGUGCGAAUUUUCGUUCACGCAUGAUGCAAGAUAUGGCUCUAUACCUCUCCGUUUAUUUAUCCUGCUCUGCUAGUUUCCUACUUAAACCCUUUCUUCCCCCGCCAUCUCGUCGUUUUCCUUAGAAAAUGGCCACACCUGUCGACAUAGCGUUCAGGUAAUGAAGAGGCUCUCAGGUGUUUGAUACAGCGCAGAAAAAAAUAAAAAAUAAAAAUCGAAUCCGGGGUCCAUAUAUAAAGGGGUCAACUAAUCAUCUCUCUUAAAAAUGCUUACUUGUUAUUUGAAUUCUUUCGGUUUCGGUUUCCUUGCCCUCUUGGAGCUAAUUGUUAAUGCAUUGAUCUGAUGACUCUUGGUUCCUUCUUUUGUUAUUUCUCUUUCUGUUCCGGCAUGGCUCUUGACUUAUCUUUUAUUUCUGUUGUUGCUCUUACAUCCUCUUUUUCUUUUAUUUUAUUUUUUUAACUUUUACUCUGGAUCGUUCAUGUCUUGUUUCUUCGCUAUGAUUGGUUUUAUUAGGUCACAUACACAUACACAUACACAUACACUUAAACAAGACAAUUUAAUCCUGGUUUUUAACCAUAUCAACACAAA
Messenger RNA from Blastomyces gilchristii SLH14081, 4617 nucleotides. Its product is annotated as chitin synthase activator. The coding region runs from base 1415 to 3628 and encodes 737 amino acids. The transcript has 4 exons. The record is from RefSeq and is a predicted model, not a curated record. Gene Ontology annotation, molecular function: protein binding. Lineage: Eukaryota; Fungi; Ascomycota; Eurotiomycetes; Onygenales; Ajellomycetaceae.